AUGUCGUUCCAAGACAAAGUCCAGGGAACCAUCUCCCAAAUUGAUAAGGAACUCUCCAAGUACCCAACCUUGAACAACCUCGAGAAGCAAAGCAACGUUCCCAAGGUCUACGCUUUCUUGGGUGUUAUUGCAUUCUACUUCUUUUUCAUCUUCUUCAACAUCGGAGGUCAGCUUCUUACCAACCUUGCCGGAUUUGUCCUCCCAGGGUACUACUCUUUGGAUGCUUUGUUUAGCACUGGAAAAGCGGACGACACUCAAUGGCUCACGUACUGGGUUGUCUUUGCCUUCUUGACUGUGUUUGAGAGCGUGUUCACCGUUGUCUACUGGUUCCCUUUCUACUACACCUUCAAGUUCAUUCUUGUUUUGUGGCUCGCACUCCCAAUCACCAGCGGUGCCCAAAUCGUAUUCCGCUCCUUCAUUUCACCAGUCUUCUCCAGAUACUUUUCUGGAGCUUCCAAGGUCAGCGCCAGCGCAGACAAGUCCUUGUAA
This is a messenger RNA of Botrytis porri, 489 nucleotides long. RefSeq lists its product as uncharacterized. The transcript has 4 exons. The record is from RefSeq and is a predicted model, not a curated record. The coding region runs from base 1 to 489 and encodes 162 amino acids. NCBI's taxonomy places the organism in Eukaryota, Fungi, Ascomycota, Leotiomycetes, Helotiales, Sclerotiniaceae.